UGCGAAUGUUCCGUUUACUUAUAUUUAAACAACAUGUGAUGUUAUAACUAAUAUUUCAAUUCUUUAUUUAUAUUAAGUGUCUGGUUGAGAAAAUAUGACGUCAAGAUGUUCUGCUUAUUGUUGCGUCACAGUGAGUGAUUUAUACGGGAAUGACACCAUUGUUAAUGUAACUCCAGAAAUGUUGAUUGAAAAGAUUAAAGAAAUGGCUGUGAAACAAAUAACGGCCGAUACAGAAGCUACCGGGAACGUUGGCCAAUACAGGUUGAUUCUCAUCAAUAAUACACCGCGGUCAUUAUGUGAUGAUAAAACUGCUAAACAAGAAUCUUUAUUGGAGGGUGAUUCAACUUUAUUGUUAAAGAAUAGAAAUAACAAACAACCAAUGAGUUCGUUGGUUAAGGACGGAGUUGUUUCGCACGAAGGUCCGAGUUUGAGUUCGAUAGCUCGUGCCACCGAGGGGUUGCCAGCAAUGAGCGGGGCGUCGACAUCGAGUGAAACAUCGGACAUGAUCGGGGCGGCCACGUCAUCUGAACAAGUUGAACAAACUCUGCGCAAAGUUUUGUUGGCGCUUCUUGAAUUGUCGUAUAAGUUCAUGCAUUUUAACGAUGAUCAAAAGUCGAAGCAGGAAGUUGAAUUUGAGGUGUCAGAUGUGAAACACCUCACCGACAUGGGGUUUAGUGAAGCGAGGGCAAAGCGAGCGUUGGUGUUGAACAACAUGAACACCAACCUAGCAAUGGAAUGGUUGUUGCAACACGCCGAUGAUUCAAGUGAUGACGAACAAAUGGAAACAUCGGGGCCACCUAGUGUUGGACAACGAUUCCGAAAGUUCAAACCAAACCCGACUCACCUCACGUCACUUAUGGACAUGGGGUUUAAUAAGGAGGAAAGUGUUCAGGCUUUGAAGAUCAACAACAACAACCUGAACAGCGCCUGCGAGUGGUUGCUUGGUGAUCGCAAGGUGGACGACUCGCAUGAUGUUGAAGAUGAAAUGUUGAAUCCCGAGAGUGAAUUGUACAAAGCGUUGGUGGCGAACCCAACUAUACAUAUAGGGUUGCAUGAUAGGAAAGUAUUGGAAGCUUUGGAAGACAUGGUGGAGAACCCGUGGCGUAGGAACAGCUGGGCGUAUGAAAGUGCCGUCGGGAACGUUAUAUUGCAAAUCCUUAAACUUUACAAUAAAUAUUCAACUUCUGCUCCUCAAACAAACCCAUAAUAUUAAUGUUAUGUUUAUUGUGGUUGAUUUAAAAAUGAAAAAAAUAAAUAUUGCUAUUGUUGCAACAAUCGUUGAUAAAAUAUUCGUUAAAUAAAUAACCAAGUUAUAAA
Ciona intestinalis (vase tunicate) is the source of this 1317-nucleotide messenger RNA. The record is from RefSeq and is a predicted model, not a curated record. Lineage: Eukaryota; Metazoa; Chordata; Ascidiacea; Phlebobranchia; Cionidae.